Meloidogyne enterolobii is the source of this 502-nucleotide messenger RNA. The record is from the annotation of a GenBank genome assembly. NCBI's taxonomy places the organism in Eukaryota, Metazoa, Nematoda, Chromadorea, Rhabditida, Meloidogynidae.
AAUGGCUGUUUCACAAUAUCUUUCAUUUAUGCUGGAAGAGGUAAACAAUCCAAAUCAGACAAAAGAGGAGCGUGAGCUUCGUUGGGAUGAAUAUGUUAAAAUUAGACGAAGUUUUCAAACAAUUACUAAUGAAAGCGAUUAUAAUACUUUUGUAGAAAAAGGUGAACGCCGUCUUAGCCACAAUGCACUAAAAGGUGCGUUGAUGAUCUACUUCUAUAGGGAUAUGCCUCGAUUUUCUCAACCAUACCAAAUCCUUUUUCAUUUAAUGGAUAUUGACUCUUUAUUGCAAAAGUGGCGAUAUAAUCAUUUGAUGCUAGUUCAACGAAUGUUGGGAAGCAAAAUUGGAACGGGAGGAAGUAGUGGAUAUAUGUAUUUACGCUCAACAGUCAGCGAUCGCUACAAGGUCUUUCUUGAUCUAUUCAAUCUAAGUACUUGGCUGAUACCGAGAAACUACAUUCCUAAACUUUCCCCUAAAAUGAUGAGGACACUUUCGGGAACAUGA